AUGACAGAACUAACUGUAAGAAAAUCAAAAUCGGCUUUGUCGGCCACCCGAUCGAAAACAUUAUUCGUGAACAAAUAUACAGGAGAAAGCUACUUACAACAAAUUCAUGAUGAAGAGGAAGAUGACAUGGUACCGUAUGCGAUCCGUGAAGAAAUUCUGGACCGAGUUAUGAACCACAUCUACGACAAGUACUUGGAAAAGGAAAUGUACAACUUCGUGAUUGAAUGUACUUUUGACGCCUUCAUCCAAUUUUUGAAUAUGGAAUUUUACUUCCACCACAUACCCUCGAUUUACGAAGCAGAUCUGGCGUGGACGUCGGACUUGCCACCCGAACCGUCGCCGCCAGAUACAUGGGCUCAUCGUCGCGAAGACAUUCAAUUACCCCCCGAAGAAUUGGAAGUUCCAGUCAAAUCGGAGACAGCGAUUACUUUGCAUUCGGAACAAGAGUUGUCGGAAGGAUCCAGAUUUGAUAUUUGGCCACCGUACCCUAGUUUCAGGGAUCCGACAUGUGAGACUUCAACGGACGUAUCUUUGGACAAGGUUGAGAUCACCGAGGUUUCAACGGAUGUGGAUUACCAGGAGGAUUUGUUCAAGUAUUUGGCACAGCAGACGCAAGUUGUGGUGGAGGAGGAAUCUACUCCUUCGAUUGCAAGCGAAGUACAGUCUGAUCAUCCAACUAUUAAUGACAUUCUUGACGAAAUUUUGGAGCAAGUGGACAGAGAGGCUGCAGGAAGUGAAUACAACUUUUUAAACUUUGCCAAGACUUUGAAGAAGUUAGGGACGUGUGAAGUUUCGCAGCAAAAGGUUCCUAAGAAACUAUCGACUAAAUUGCCACCGAUUCAAUUGUCGACUGAAAAAGAGGAUCAAGAUAAAAACGAAAAGAAGAGUAUUGCUUUAGAAGGACUUCCGCCAAUUCGAUUCGAGACGCAGUUUGAAAUCAGCAGCGAAAUAGUAGAGGACGAUAAAAGUAAGAAAGGAAAGAAAUCUCGGAAGUCUAAGACGUAAAUUAUAUAUGUUUUAUAUGCUGCAUUUUGAUUCGAUAUUUGUUGUAACCGUUAAAUUAGAAAAAACAAUAA
Molecule: messenger RNA, 1076 nt
Organism: Aethina tumida (small hive beetle)
Lineage: Eukaryota; Metazoa; Arthropoda; Insecta; Coleoptera; Nitidulidae
Exons: 4
Coding region: 1-1005 (334 amino acids)
Source: RefSeq, a predicted model, not a curated record